GGACCACCACUGUCCCUGGAUCAACAACUGCGUUGGCCUUUCGAACCAGAAGUUGUUUAUCCUCUUCCUCGGCCUGUACACCUGCGCGAGCGCCAUCUUUACCUUGAUCCUCCUAGCCGGCAGCGCCUUCUACUGGCUGUGGAGCCAAAACAACUGGUCGGAUGCGCCUCCGCCGGGCUCCGCAUCUCUGAUCUGCACCGGGAUGGUCGCAGUCGAGUGCUUCGCUGCUGUUCUUUUCGUCAGCGACUUCCUGCAGGAGCAAGUGGAAUCGAUUCAGAUGAACUCAACGCUGGUGGAGACGUACCAGCGCACGCACGGCGCGCGGUCGACGUUCUACAACCACUUCGUUGCUGUGUUUGGGACGUCCUGGUGA
This is a messenger RNA of Symbiodinium natans, 373 nucleotides long. The record is from the annotation of a GenBank genome assembly. NCBI's taxonomy places the organism in Eukaryota, Dinophyceae, Suessiales, Symbiodiniaceae.